CGAGGAAGGCCUCGGGCGAGCGGUCUCCUCCCGGAAGUGACGCAGGGGAGGGCAGUGGGUGGCUGACCGACGAGGCGUUUCCGUUUCCGGUGGCUGGAGCUGGGGGAGGGAGCGGGGACUGAGGGAGCCGAGCGAGCGGGCGAGACCGAGAGCGGGCACGGGGCGAGGGAGACGCGCCGCCGCCGGAGAGAGCGCCGCCGCCAAGCCCAGCGGGCCGGGGAGGGUCGGAUCCAGCCAGCGGCCGCGGUUCAGCAGAAGCAGAGAAAUGAAGGCAGGCUGCCCCAUCAUGGAAAAGCCAGAAGGAGGAGGCGGUAAGCCAGGCUACCACUUCCCAGACUGGGCACACAAGGCCGAAUCCAGCCCGGGCUCCCGCCAGAUCCAGCUCUGGCACUUCAUCCUGGAGCUGCUGCAGAAGGAGGAGUUCCGGCACGUCAUCGCCUGGCAGCAGGGCGAGUACGGGGAGUUCGUCAUCAAGGACCCCGACGAGGUGGCCCGGCUGUGGGGCAGGAGGAAGUGCAAGCCCCAGAUGAACUACGACAAGCUGAGCCGGGCCCUCAGAUAUUACUAUAACAAGCGGAUCCUUCACAAGACGAAAGGGAAGCGCUUCACCUACAAGUUCAACUUCAAUAAGCUGGUGAUGCCCAAUUACCCCUUCAUUAACAUCCGGCCCACUGGUGUCGUUCCGCAGAGCGCUCCGCCGGUCCCCACGGCCUCCUCCCGGUUCCACUUCCCUCCGCUGGAUGGCCAGUCUCCCACGGAAGAGGCCCAGCCCGGCUGCUUCUCGGGCAGGCCGCUGGGCCCUCCCAGCCAGGAGGCUGUGAGCAACGGCAGCCUCGGGGAGAAGUCCCCGCCUGUGCCAGAGCCAGAGGGCGGCUCUCCAGAUUGGCGGCGCGGCGUCGACCUUCUGGCCUCUCGGGGCUCCGCCACCGCCGUGGCCGCCACGGCCCUGGGCGGUGCUGGCCCGCAGAAGCGCAAGCCAGACCUGGUGCUUCCUCUUUUCGGCAGACCUGGGAUGUACGCAGACCCCCACAGCCCGUUCACCGUGUCCCCCCUUCCAGCCCGCGGGGGAGUCCUGAAUGUCCCCCUCUCGCCGGCCCUGUCGCUGACGCCCACCCUCUUCUCCUACAGCCCCUCCCCGGGCAUGAGCCCCUUUGCGGCGGGGGGCAGCAGCUGCUUCUCUUUCAACCCGGAGGAGAUGAAGCACUUCCUCCACUCCCAGGCCUGCUCCGUCUUCAACUACCACCUGAGCCCCCGGACCUUCCCCCGCUACCCGGGCCUGCUCAUCCCACACCUGCCGUGCCAGCUGCCCUCGGAGGACCAGCCGCCCUUCCCCAUCAAGCUGCAGCCCCCGCCUGCUGGACGGAAGAACCGUGAGCGGCCGGACAGCGGCCGAGGGGGCGGGCCGGCCGCCCCCCAGCCCCCCCCAGCAGCCCCCCAGAUCAAGACCGAGCCUGUCCUGGACCAGGAGCCUGCCAGCAGGGGCUCCCCAGCCCAGGACCUGGCGGGGCCCGCUGGCACAGCCGUGCCCCCCAGGAUCCAGGACCAGGAGAAGCCGCUCUUCGCACGGCCGGUCGCCCCGUCUUGGCUUGCAGCCUCACCAGCAGCCCCCCAGGCCGGCGCUCCGGUGGUCGAAAAGCCAAAGCAAGAGGAAGGAGGAGCUGGUGAGAGGCCCCCACAGGAAGCUGCGGGGGAGCCCGGGGCCCCUGAGAAGAGGGAAGAUGCGCUCAUGCCCCCCAAGCUGCGCCUCAAACGCCGCUGGAAUGGCGACCGGCAGGCAGAGGCCCCCGAGGAGGGCGACCGGGACCGGGGCCGCAAGCCGUGCUGGGCCAGCGGUCUGGACACCCCACACAUCCUGCUGGCCCCGAAGGCUGCUGUGGAUAGUUAGGACAGCGGGGCCCGUGGCGCAGGCCCCUCCGGCUGCAGGACGGGUGGCAGGCGGAGGGGUGGGAGUGGCUUGGCACAUUCUGGAGGGUUUGGGGGCGGCUUUGUGUGUGUGUGUGCGUGCGUGCGUGCUACAGGUGAAAUGCAGUUUGUCACGUUCCAAGGGGGGACUGGCGGGGGGCCGCUCCGGCGGUGCUCGGGCUGUCCGUUUGUGACAACGCUUGGCCGUCUUGCCAGCGGCUGCCGAGCCCCGUCUUUUUCUAUAGCAUUUGAUACGAGCGCGGAUCUCUCUGAAUGUACAUAGUUCCUUUCCUGGGAGGUGGGUGGCGACCAGAGGAGGACUCCCUUUCUGUUAAGAACUGGAAUGUGUCUUGUGUCAAAAACGGAGAUACUUUCUCGGGGGGGAUGGGCAUAUUGCACUGUCUUUGCAUUGGAGAAGCGCGAGUUAUAGGGAGAGACGAUGUUCUCUGCGGGCCGCGGAAGCUGCCAGGCAUGGAGACUUCGCCCCUCGGGGGUUAGUUUGUGGGGGGGUCGCGUUUAAGAUAACCUGUUUGGAAUAUUGAAGAAGCCAUGGCAAGCAGUUGCGGAAGCUUUCAGGGAUAGGGAAUUAAGUGGAUGUAACACAACCAACCAAAACCCGAAUGCCUUUAAUGCGCCCCUUCUGGACUCCCCUUCCCGGGCCUUGUCCAUGCGCAGGUGUGUUUGGGGGCGUCCGGGCGGAGAGGCUGCGGGCCCUCCCCAAAGGACGGGGCCUCGGGGCCCCUUUCCGCCUUGCCUUAACUGCACCUUUGUGAGACUGGCGUCAGGGAGAGGGGCUCACGGGGCUGUGGCCGGAGGGGUGGGGGUCCGCCGUGCCCACGGCCCACUUGCCUUCGUGCCUGGGAGUGCAGGAUGGGAGGAGCCCCACUCUGCUCUUGGCACUGUGCCCCAUCCUUGUGGGGCAAGCCUCUGAAUGGGGUGCCGGGGCCACGGACAGGUGCGCUGGUUGCCCAGGCCAAGGCUCCUGUCCACUGGCUGCAUCCUUGGCCAGCUCGGGAGUCGUGCCCUGCCUAAUUCGGGGCAGGCGCAAGACCCCCGGCCCGCUGCACCUCCCAGGUAGGAUCCGAAAGCGAGCCCGGGCCCUCUGGGCUCGCCUGCUGCCCCACUGGAAUGCCCACGGUGCCUCUCUCCUCCGCUUGGCCUGGCUCCAGGUCAGUCUGGGGGGACCAGGCCUGCUGGCGAGGCUGGAGGUGCCCGGGGGGCCGGGCAGGGGGGCGUUCUGUGGGGCUGGCACCUGGCAGGGCCCGCCUGGGCGGGGAAAGGGAGUGGGUCGGGGCUGCGCCUGUCUCCCUGCCACACGCCACGUUCCUCCGCAGCUUCAGCCACCGGGUCCCCACUUCAGCCUUACGCACCCCUCUGGCUGCGGGGGGCCUUCCCGAGGGGGGGGCCUGACGGAGGUGGGCUCACAACUCAGGAACUGAAAUCCGCAUCCGCCUUUGGUCAGGACAUGCCAGCCGUCAGUCCGUCGUACCCAAGUGCCAGAAUCCGGGCGGGGGGCUCUCUA
Messenger RNA from Varanus komodoensis (Komodo dragon), 3424 nucleotides. RefSeq names its product ETS translocation variant 3-like. The transcript has 5 exons. Gene Ontology annotation, biological process: regulation of transcription by RNA polymerase II; cell differentiation. The record is from RefSeq and is a predicted model, not a curated record. Lineage: Eukaryota; Metazoa; Chordata; Lepidosauria; Squamata; Varanidae. Gene Ontology annotation, molecular function: DNA-binding transcription factor activity, RNA polymerase II-specific; sequence-specific DNA binding. Bases 266 to 1885 code for a protein of 539 amino acids. Gene Ontology annotation, cellular component: nucleus.